AAGACUGAGAUGAGCUGUAUGUGCUCCAGCACCUGCUGGUUGUAGCUGGUACUGCACCUGGAGGACAUGGCAGUCGGUCAGGUGACGUUCACAAAGGCGGACAGAGAGAAACUGGCUGAGCUCCUCUGGCUCCUCAACUGGAUCUCCGUGCUCACCGGAGCGAUGCUCUUUGCUCUGGGCGUUUUCCUCAAGAUUGAGAUCCAGAAGUGGCAGGAAGUGAUGUCAGACCAGGAAAUCCUCCACGUGCCCCACAUGCUAAUGACCACGGGCGUGGCCGCCUGUGGCAUCAACUUCCUGGGCGGUAAGAUCUGCCUGGACUGUGCCGACACCAACAAGUUCCUGCGCUGGAAGCUGGUGAUGAUACCGUAUGUGGUCUGCACCUUCUUCUUCACCUUCUGCAUCUUGGUGGGGGCGCUCAUGUGCUACAGUGUUAGCACUCAGCUGGAAGAGUCUCUAUUCUUGGGCCUGAGGAACGCCAUGCGCUUCUACAAGGACACUGACACGCCGGGACGCUGCUUCCUAAAGACCAGCCUGGAUCUGCUGCAGAUCCACUUCCACUGCUGUGGGAACUCUGGCCACCAAGACUGGUUCAAGGUCCAGUGGGUCAGCAACCGCUACCUGGACCUGAGCAGCAGUGCUGUGCUGGACCGACUCAGGAGUAACGUGGGCGGUCACUUCCUGAUGGACAGCGUUCCAUUUAGCUGCUGCAGCACCUUCUCACCGCGUCCCUGCAUUCAGCAGCAGGUCAGCAACAGCUCCGCCCACUUUCACUAUGACAAGAGGAGUCAGCUGAUGAACCUGUGGGGGCGGGGCUGUCGCCAGGCGCUGCUUGACCACUACACUGCCAUCAUGACGUCCAUUGGUGUCACAGUGCUACUCAUCUGGCUAUUUGAGCUGCUGGUUCUGACGGGCAUCCGGUACCUGCAGACGGCCAUGGAGAACGUUCUGCGCCUGGGAGACGAACACCUGGAGUCACACGGCUGGAUUCUGGAGAAGAGUUUUGCAGAAACUGCUCGUUUGAACUUGAACAUUAUGAAGAAUCUGGGGAAAUGUUACCAGACUGAAGAACGACAACAAGACCACAACAUCAACACACAUGGGGCGGGGUCUGUUACCAGGCAACACUGAUGAUGUAAAUGUGCUUGUUAAAGAUCAGCAGUAUGUGAACGUGUUAAGGAGAGAAGCGCCGCCCAUCUGACCCGGGAGUCAGCGUCUAUGCGUGUGUUCGUGCAUGUGUGUGUGUGUGUGCAAGUGUGUGUGUGCACGUGUGUGUUACAUCA
This is a messenger RNA of Solea solea (common sole), 1280 nucleotides long. RefSeq names its product photoreceptor outer segment membrane glycoprotein 2-like. Bases 67 to 1128 code for a protein of 353 amino acids. Lineage: Eukaryota; Metazoa; Chordata; Actinopteri; Pleuronectiformes; Soleidae. Gene Ontology annotation, biological process: visual perception. Gene Ontology annotation, cellular component: membrane. The transcript has 3 exons. The record is from RefSeq and is a predicted model, not a curated record.